AUGAGCGACGCCUGGCGUACAGAGUUUGGCGACGCGGCUGAGCUCCCCGACUGGGUGGAGCUGCUUAGGCAGAGGGUAGAUGUCUAUGCUCUUGACUAUGAUGCUAUCCUCACUGCCAUGUAUGCAUUGCCUACUAGUGCUGAGGGUGCCUGUUACCUGUGUGUGCCGUCUGACCCCGGUCUCCAGUCUGCUGCUCUAGGUGCUGGUGAGGCUGCUGCCCUAGGUGCUGUCGCGUCCCCUUCUCCAGGUGCCGGUGAGGCUGCUGCCCUAGGUGCUCGUGCGUCUACUGCUCCAGAUGCUGGUGAGUCUGCUCUCUCUGGUACUGCGCCUGCUGCGGUCUUGCACACCUUCACCCUUGACUCGGGUGCUUCCCGCUCCUUCUUUCGAGACCGCACCACCCUCACGCCGCUCAGUCGGCCGGUUGCGGUCUCCCUGGCAGACCCCUCUGGGGGUCCUGUCCUUGCCCACUUCUCCACUGUACUACCGUGUCCAGCGGCCCCGUCUGGCUCCCUGUCAGGUCUUUACCUCCCCUCGUUCUCUACAAACUUGGUGAGCGGUGCUGACCUGCAGGAUGGGGGAGUUGACCAGUUCACUCCUGCGAGUCAGCGGGUGACCCACUGCACGUGUGCUCGGACGGGCCGACACUUGGCCACGUUUACCCGUCAGCCGGGGUCGAGCCUGUACACACUGACUACCGAGUCUCCUCCGGUUGCUGCGUCUGGUCAGGUAGCUGCGUCGGGUCAGGUGUUUGCUGCAGCGUCCAGGUCUGGUCCUGAGUCUGCCCCCUGCUCGUGUCGCCUCCUGUCCCACCAGACCCUCCUCUGGCACCACCGCCUUGGUCACCCCUCCCUGCCUCGUCUCCGAGGCAUGGCCUCCCGUUACCUUGUCUCUGGUCUUCCCCGGUCCCUCCCUCCCCUUCCUCCGGGGCCUGCCCCUACCUGUGUUCCCUGCGUUGAGGGGCGGCAGCGCGCCGCUCCUCACUCCUCCGAGUUUCCGCCGACAGAGGCUCCGCUGCAGACUCUUCACAUGGACGUGUCGGGCCCCGCCCGCGUCCGUGGACAGGGUCACGAGCGUUACUUCCUCCUGGUGGUUGACGACUACUCGCGUUACACCGCAGUCUUCCCCUUGCGCACCAAGGGUGAGGUCACUGUGGUGUUGAUCGACUGGAUCCGCGCUGCUCGUCUCCAGCUCAGGAAGAGUUUCGGCUCGGACUUUCCUGUUCUGCGUCUGCACUCCGACAGAGGUGGAGAGUUUUCCUCCGACCUUCUGCGAGCCUUCUGCCAUGCGAGGGGCAUCCGCCAGACGUUCACGCUUCCGGCCUCUCCGCAGCAAAAUGGGAUUGCUGAGCGCCGCAUUGGCAUGGUCAUGGACGUCGCGCGUACGUCCAUGAUCCAUGCGGCUGCUCCCCAUUUUCUGUGGCCGUUCGCGGUUCAGUACGCGGCGCAGCAGAUCAACCUUCAGCCCCGUGUCUCCUUGCCGGAGUCCUCCCCCACCCUGCGGUGGACGGGGAAGGUUGGCGAUGCGUUUGCGUUCCGUGUCUGGGGAUCUCUGGCUUUCGUCCGAGACUUGUCUGCGGACAAGCUGUCCUCCCGUGCUGUUCCCUGCGUCUUCCUUGGCUUCCCCCCUGACGCGCCUGGUUGGCAGUUUUACCACCCCACCUCGCGCCGUGUUCUGUCCUCCCAGGACGUCACGUUUGACGAGUCGGUUCCCUACUACCGUCUCUUCCCCUACCGCACUGCCCCCCUCCCCCCCCGCCACUCUUCCUUGCGCCAGGUAGACGCAGUCGAGCCUGUCGAGGUAGCUGUUGACUCUGGUGCUGCUAGGGGUGCUGGGCCUGCGGGUGCCGGGUCUGGGGGUGCUGAGCCUGAGCGUGCGGAGCCUGGGGGUGCUGGGUCUGGGGGUGCUGAGCCUAGGGGUGCUGAGUCUGGGGGUGCGGAGCCUGGGGGUGCUAGGCCUGCUCGAGUGGAGCCUGGUGGUGCUGGGCCUGGGGGUCCUUCGGGUGCUUCGUCCCGGCGGGAGCUGCCCUCUCCCCAGGAGCUGCGUGAGUGGUUUGCUCGCCGCUGGAGUCGUGCUUCUGGAGCUGGUGGUGCUACCGGUGCUGGAGGUUCUGCGGUUGCUGGAGGUUCUGGAGCCACGGGUCCCGGAGGUGCUCGUGCCGUCGGUACUGGAGCUGCUGGGCCUGGUGGUGCUGCUGGUGCUGGAGCUGGAGGUGCUCCUGGCGUAGGCGCUGCUGGAGGUGCUGCUGGAGGUGUUGACGCUGGAGGUGCUGCUGGAGCUGAUGCUUCUGCGGGUGCUGGAGUUGGCGCUGCUGGCGCUGCUGGGGGUGCUGCUGGAGUUGGCGCUGCUGGGGGUGCUGCUGGGGCUGGUGGAGCUGCUGGCCCUGGUGCUGACACUGGGGGUGCUGGUGCUGUCCCUGCUGGUCCUGGAGGCGCUGCGCGGCCGCAGCCGUACUUCGUUCCACUUCUUCAGCAGUCCGAGUCACAGUUACAGCUCGCCUCCCCACUGCCUGCUCCUCCUCCCUACACUGGUCCUACUGGAGGUCUUGCUGAGCGUCGUGAGCCUGAGUCUCGUCCUGCGUCGCCUGUUCGUGCUGCUCGCACUGGUCGUCGUGUUCCGCGUCAGCGUCCUCCUGCGGUCCUAGGCACGCAUCAGAUGGCUCUGCGUCCUUCGACUGCUCCACUGCGUGUCCCUUUGCCGUCUCCUCCAGAGUCCUCUCUUCCUGCUCUUGCUGACCUGGAGUCUGACUCCCUUCGUGCGGGCAGUCCUACUGUCACGCGUCUCCUGGCUACUGUUGUCACUGACCCUUCCUUUGAGUCCACUGCUGCGUCUGCCUUAGUUGCUGAGCUGGUCGACUUUGCUGCUCACUGCUGUCUAGACUACGCUGCGAGUCUUGUUGCUGAGUCUGAGUCUGUCUGUCCUCCGUCCGUCGGGGGUGAGUGUGCUCUUGGCACGGACGUCCUUGAGGAUAGGCAGGAGGAGUUCCAGUGCUUUGCUGCUGCUUUACCUCAUCUCGUGUCCAUGCUGCUUGCCCCUGAGGGAGACCCGGAUGCACCAGACAUCCCGACUCCGUGCUCUUACGCGGAGGCGGUAGAGGGUCCCUACUCCUCUCAGUGGCAGACAGCCAUGGAUGCAGAGAUGGCUUCCUGGAAGUCCACAGGCACCUACGUUGACGAGGUUCCCCCACCUGGGGCGAACAUCGUCAGUGGCAUGUGGAUUUACAGGGUGAAGCGGCCGCCGGGUUCUCCGCCUGUCUUCAAGGCGCGUUACUUGGCUCGAGGCUUCAGUCAGCGGCAGGGAGUUGACUACUUUCAGACCUUCUCUCCCACCCCGAAGAUGACCACUCUUCGGGUGCUGCUGCACAUAGCCGCUCAGCGCGACUACGAGCUUCACUCUCUUGACUUCAGCACUGCUUUCCUACAGGGGAGCCUGCACGAGGAGAUCUGGCUGCGCCGCCCACCUGGCUUCACUGGGUCGUUCCCUCCUGGUACCCAGUGGAGCCUCCGACGGCCAGUCUAUGGUCUCCGCCAGGCUCCCCGCGAGUGGCACGACACACUGAGGACUACGCUUGCAGCUCUUGGGUUUGCUCCUUCUACUGCUGACCCGUCGCUGUUUCUACGCACCGACACCUCGCUGCCGCCGUUCUACAUCCUCGUGUACGUCGACGACUUGGUCUUUGCUACUGCUGACACUGCUGGACUCGCCCACGUGAAGUCGGAGCUGCAGAAGAGACACACGUGCACAGACCUGGGUGAGCUGCGCAGCUAUCUUGGCUUGCAGAUCACCCGGGACAGAGCACGGCGCACCAUUACCUUGACUCAGCCACACAUGGUGCAGCAGAUCCUUCAGCGCCUCAACUUCACGUACUCCUCGCCUUAG
Molecule: messenger RNA, 3876 nt
Organism: Closterium sp. Naga37s-1
Lineage: Eukaryota; Viridiplantae; Streptophyta; Zygnematophyceae; Desmidiales; Closteriaceae
Source: the annotation of a GenBank genome assembly